CACAAUAAAGUUAGAAGCCGGACCGGCCGAGCACCAAGUGGACCUGCAGACUCCCACCGGAACUACUCACGCCGACCUGGGAUUUGUUUUGCACCCCCCAAGCGUGGAUAUAUGCACCGCGUGGUUCUUUCACGAUAGUCCGGAGAGAGCGAGUCUGGCCAUGCGGGCUUCGAUGCUGCCGAGCCUGCUCCUCUUGUCCGGACUCCUGGCGCCCAGCUCGGUGCGCGGCUUCGGCGACGAGGCGGAGGAGAUGACCUGCGACCCCAUCCGGAUCGGCAUGUGCCAAGGUCUGGGCUACAACGUCACCAAGAUGCCCAACUUGGUGGGCAACGUGUUGCAGUCGGACGCCGAGCUGCAGCUGACCACCUUCACGCCGCUCAUCCAGUACGGCUGCUCCGGACAACUCAAGUUCUUCCUGUGCUCGGUCUACGUGCCCAUGUGCACGGAUAAGGUGCCCAUACCCAUCGGCCCAUGCGGGAGCAUGUGCAUGUCUGUCAAGAGGAAAUGUCUGCCGGUCCUUCAGGAGUUCGGCUUCAUCUGGCCAGAGGUGCUCAACUGCAGCCUCUUCCCGCCUCAGAAUGACUACAACCACAUGUGCAUGGAGGGCCCCGGGGACGAGGAUCCACCCUAUCACCCCAUCCGUCACCCUCCCCACCAGGAGGAGUGUCAGGCCCUAGGGUCCGCACCCGACCAGUACGUCUGGCUGAAGCAGGCCGACAGCUGCGCUCUCCAGUGCGGCUACGACAGCGGACUGUACAGGCGGGGGGCCAAAGUCUUCACCGACGCCUGGAUGGCGGUGUGGGCGGUCCUCUGCUUCCUCUCCACCACUUUGACCGUGCUGACCUUUCUCUUGGAUUCACAACGAUUCUCCUACCCUGAGCGGCCCAUCAUAUUCCUGUCCAUGUGCUGCAAUUUGUACAGCGUUGCCUACCUGGUGCGGUUGACUCUGGGAAGGGAGCGUGUGUCGUGUGACCUGGAGGCCACAGAAGUGCCUAUUCUAGUGCAGGAAGGACUAAAAAGUACCGGUUGUGCCAUCGUCUUCCUUCUGCUCUACUUCUUUGGAAUGGCCUCGUCUCUCUGGUGGGUGAUCCUGACCCUGACGUGGUUCUUGGCCGCGGGACUGAAGUGGGGCCACGAGGCUAUUGAGAUGCACAGCUCCUACUUCCACAUCGCGGCUUGGGCUAUCCCGGCUGUUAAAACCAUCGUCAUUCUCAUCAUGAGACUGGUGGACGCUGACGACCUGACUGGCCUUUGCUACGUGGGCAACCUGCAGCAGGAGGCGCUCACAGGCUUCGUGGUGGCACCGCUAGCCACCUACCUGCUUAUAGGGACUCUGUUUAUCUGUGCUGGCCUUGUAGCGCUUUUCAAAAUUCGCUCCAAUUUGCAAAAGGACGGCGCCAAGACAGACAAGCUGGAGCGUUUAAUGGUGAAAAUCGGAGUGUUUUCCGUGCUCUACACCGUUCCAGCCUCCACGGUGAUUGGCUGCUACCUAUACCAGCUUUCCAACUGGGGGAAGUUCAAGGCCUCCACGCAAGACUCGUACGUCGCAUCGGAGAUGCUUCGAAUCUUCAUGUCCCUGCUGGUGGGCAUCACCUCGGGCAUGUGGAUCUGGUCAGCCAAGACCCUCCACACGUGGCAACGCUGCUCCGUCCGCCUCCUCAAGGACAGCAGGGCGGGUCGAGGCGGCAAGAGAGGACCGGGCAAAGGUUGGAUUAAACCGGGGACGGGCAACGAGACAGUGGUGUGAGGAGAAUGAACGGACAAGACCGGACUUGGUUCUUUGUCUCACAGAAGUUCACCCCGACAAAAAGGCGGAUGUAACAAACCACUGGAUGUGAAAGGCACUGUAAAAUGUUUACGAGGCCUCAAGCUCGACGUCUCCAACCGUGGCUGGCCUUUGUGGGUGGACCUUCAAACACUAGUAGCCGCGGUAGCCCCUUGACCUCUGUUGGGACUUUUACCACGAAGGAAGAAGGGCGAGAGACAUUGCAGCAUGAACGUGAAGUUGAGAUGACAAAAUAAGCUGUGUUGUGCCACGUCUACCUCUGGCUUACUCUUCUCCUAACCUGCCGCGUACAAUAAGUCUCUUCUCUACCUUAACGGCCUUUGAGGGCCAUUAAGUCCUUGUCCAGAUGGUAUUCAGAUACAGGCUGAGCUUUUUCCAAAGUUCCCCAUGGCCUUCCAUAUAAAAACAGAACGGGAAUUCCAUAGUACGAUGACACACCUGACCAAAAGUAACCAACCCUGCGUUAAAAUGGCCUCGAUUGUUCAAACUUGUUUACGUUUCAGCAGUUUAAAAAUAACACACCCGCACUUUCUUGCAGAUUUCAAUUCUAAAAAAAUGUAGGGAAACCAUCUUCAGGCUGUAAUAAAUAACUAUUAGAAAGAAUGGUUUUGUGGUUGCAGCACCAAUUAAAGCGGCUGACAGAGUCAUGAAUUGACUGAACAGCAUAGAAAUUUGCUUUUUGAUUAACUAAUGCCACCAUCUGAUUGAAAUGAGUAUAUCCGAGACUACUUUACGUGCAAGAAAGUGUAAGUUGGAACAGGAGAUAAUGUUUGUUUUUUUGCCUUGUUCCAACAAAGCAAGCAUGCCUGAUAGAGCGCUCAAAAUUAGGACUUCAAGUUCCAAACUAGCUCUACAUGUUGGUGAUUAGCAUAGUAAUUUUACAUGAGGACACCAAAACUACAGUAGGUAAAAUUGUAAUUUUGCUUCAUUCCCGUGAGAAUACUAGGUGUGACCAUAGUCUUAAGGGGUGUAAUCAAAUAAUACCGUACCGAAUAAUACCGUAUCACCUAUUUCUCUUUCGGACUUCAAUAAAGAUCGGUAGUAGUGUUAGUAUUUACACACUCGAGACCUGCACCUGGCCUUUAUUUUACAAUAGUAAAUGAUCCUUUAAAACAUCCAGAUAGCUUGCUUCUUGUCCCAUUCAUUUCCUGAAAGUUCAGUAAAACGCUCAUAACUUUGAGUUAUCUCUAGCGGAAUGAAAGUAGACCGAGUGGAACUUCUUAUCGGUCAUCCAGUCCAUGUCUCUGUGGGUGGAGGUGAGGAUAGCAUACUGUACACACACACACACACACACACACAAAUAUGCCGAGGCUCAUAACGCAAACCUCACGUAGUAAAGCUGACCCAUACCACCCCCAAAAUAUAAUCACUUGUUGGCAUUUCAGAAAGUCUCAUGAAAAGCCGCCCAUGGCUUUUUGAGUUAUGUUGCAAACUAGCUACCAAAUAUACAAACCCCAGUCAUUACAUAAGUACCUGGUGGAGGUAACAACAGUAGUAGAAACCAAUGAGAAUAUCCUAUCUUUUACGUACUGUACUUGCAAGCAGGAUGAUUAUCUUUAAGAAGCCCGACUUCUGGUCAGCAAUGUGUGCUGCCUCCGUGGAGACCAUAGACAGUAUAUGGUUAUGAGUUACUAUGCAGUCCAGGAAAUUAAAUCUGGCUUUUCUAAACAUGAUGGAAUCCGAUGUUAUUAGACAAUCACUUGCCAAGAGACUCAACGUCCAAUACUACAUUGCCGACACACAAAUAUUCCCUUCACGUCUGAAGAAGGGGAACCAGGAAGAUUUAGCACAUAUCAAUAACUUUGAUAUCGUUAUGUUCUCAGGAGGAUAUGUGCGAAUCUUGAACUUUCAGUGUCGGGAUAGAACGGUUUAUGAAAAAAAAUCUGAACUGUUCAAUUGACCUGGUUUGGAACACAUGUUGUUCGGAUCCCAUUUUUGAAUUUGUUCUAAUCAGUUUAGAGCUUAGGGGGAUAUGAUUUCUGCGUUAACGGAAUGACGGACGGGAUCACGGAAUUGGACAAUAAAAACAGAUUCUACUAUUAAAACGUGGACCUGUAUGUCAUGCGAACCUCAGGAGGAACAUUUGUCUGGGAAAACACUUAACCGCUCCCACCAAAACCAAACCUUUUACUCACCUCAAUGAAGCCACGUCAGUAUUUUAGCUGGACACCAAGGAAGUGUGCAAAAAUAACUACAAAACUAUUUUUUUACUCCACACAGCCGAACACUUUCCACAUGUAUUCUACAGGUCAGGUGAUGUUUUUUUUUUAAACUUAUAUAAGCCGAGAUAAAAACCCAGAAAAACAUUGUGCUAAUGCUAAUGCUAGAUAGCUGGCUGUUGUUGACACGCCAUGCCAGGGGUUGUAGCAUCUUAAACAUCUUCAUUGCUAACUUGGCAGCUUCUAACCCCGGAUUUUCACGAAAUGCGUAACGGCUGCUGAACAUACGCCUACGACUGAUUUGAUAUCACUGAAUUAGUCAUCUUACUCUGGAUUAUAAAUUGUAUUAUAUAAUUAUAUCUAAACUACUUACAGUUUAACAGGAUACAGCUUGUCAAACGAUAUGAAAAUCAGGUCGAUUACAAAAAUAAAUACUAACCAAAUAUACUGCAAAUGAAGGGACUUUAAAAACUGAUGAAAAGUAAAAAGGGCUGAAAUAACUUCUAAUAAAUUAUAGAUUAAUUAAACCGUCCAAAAAAUUAAAGUGCAAAUGAAAAUACUUAAGUCAUAAUUUUUUGCGCUGAAGAAACUUCUACGACUUUAACUCCAAACUUCUUCUGUUUGAUAAGUGGUGGAAAAGAGUAUUACAACUGAGAAAAAAAAAUGUUGGCAGCCCUCUCGGAGGCUCGACUACGGUUAAGAACCAUUGCUUUAAAGCAGGUCAACUUAAAGCCGACAUUGCUAUAUUAUUAUGUUCCAUUUUUAUGCUAUGACUUAAAUACUGGGAGAAAUUUUCCGAUGUGGUAUUGUAUCAACAAAUGUAGGGAUUUUUGCAGUAAAUUCAGGGGUCAGAGCUUCGCGAGUCAUUUUGUAAGAACCACAAAUGAUACCAAAGUGAACAGGACCCAAAACUGAAAUAAAAGAUCCAAACCGUGGAUUUUGUGAACCGUUCCACCCCUAGUUAGGUGCCAUGCGAAUGAUCCAAGUUUCAUAAAGCAAGUACUGAAACAUAGUGUGUCACUAUUCAUUAUACAGCUAGAAACACAUUUAGAUCCGAACACCAAACAAUUGAAUGUUACUCUCCACGUCUUAGCGCCACAUUUAGCAAAUGUGUACAUGCUUGGUGUGUUUGCCUGACAAUCUCCAAAGUGCUUGCGUUUCAGUGAGACUUUGAAUGUAUAGUAAUUGUACCGUGUGUCACAUUAGCCCCGUGGCAAGCGAGAGUGAUACCUGUGGGGUCCUCAUAAGCAUUUGCAGUGUGUCACGUGAAACCAGAUAGUGCCUGUCAAAUGUAUUUUUAGGUAAAUGCGUGGAAGUGGGUGAAGUAUCGUCUUACAGGCUUGGGUUGCGUCUCAGCCUUACGAGGGAAAUGAGACUAUUUCGAAAUAUUCUGGUCAACCUGAGAAGCCCGGGGGUUCUCCAAGCGGCAUACCUUGGCGCUCUGAUGACAUUUCCAAAGUCAAACAAACAUUACAUUGAGCUAAAGUGAAUUAGGUUAAGCUCUGACCACCAGCCGUCUGAGCUAAUGCAGUUUCCCUUUUCUCAGAAUGUUGGCGCCCGGACCCUGUAUGACCGCACUUUUGCCCCCCGUGACAUUUUAAACACUAUCAGAGUUAGACCCGGGCCACAAAAGAUGUGAUAGCAGAUAUGUAAAUGUUUUUGAGAUUCCCAGAUAUGACUCGAUGGUGAGGUUAGUUCACCAGUGCUGAUAUUUUCCUGGAAGAUAUCAAAUGUCUUGAGUGUAUCAUAGGAAAAAUUCUAAUUUAUCCUUGUAAAAAGUGACUGAAUUUUUAAAGAACGUGUUAUUUAAAAUACACUUUUGUAUCAGAAGACAAAUUAAAAAAUUGUUGGUUA
Nerophis ophidion (straightnose pipefish) is the source of this 5799-nucleotide messenger RNA. It is a transcript of the gene fzd4, whose product is annotated as frizzled class receptor 4. Gene Ontology annotation, cellular component: plasma membrane. The coding region runs from base 161 to 1747 and encodes 528 amino acids. Lineage: Eukaryota; Metazoa; Chordata; Actinopteri; Syngnathiformes; Syngnathidae. Gene Ontology annotation, biological process: non-canonical Wnt signaling pathway; retina vasculature morphogenesis in camera-type eye; canonical Wnt signaling pathway. The record is from RefSeq and is a predicted model, not a curated record. Gene Ontology annotation, molecular function: Wnt-protein binding; Wnt receptor activity. The transcript has 6 exons.